Emiliania huxleyi CCMP1516 is the source of this 852-nucleotide messenger RNA. RefSeq lists its product as hypothetical. The transcript has 2 exons. Gene Ontology annotation, biological process: transmembrane transport. The annotation marks the transcript as partial. NCBI's taxonomy places the organism in Eukaryota, Haptophyta, Isochrysidales, Noelaerhabdaceae. The record is from RefSeq and is a predicted model, not a curated record. Gene Ontology annotation, molecular function: ATP binding; ATP hydrolysis activity; ATPase-coupled transmembrane transporter activity. Gene Ontology annotation, cellular component: membrane.
CUCUCUUACGGCCUCGGCAUCGCCUACGCGCUGCAAGGCGCGCUGCAGGUCGUGCUGCGCCUUGAGAUCGACCUCGUCUCCGUCGAGCGGAACCUACAGUACUGCGAGGAGACGCCGCAGGAGGAGCCGCGGUCCGCGCGUGUGCAUAACGUCGAGCCUGCACCGCUCUGCGACGCGUGGCCCGACGCAGGGCGACUCGCCUUUGUUGACGUGACGCUGCGCUACCGACCGGAGCUGCCGCCGGCGCUGCGCGGCGUGUCCUUCUCCGUCGAGGCUGGCGAGCGGCUCGGCGUCGUCGGCCGGUCGGGCUCGGGCAAGAGCUCGCUCGUGUCUGCGCUGCUGCGGCUCGUCGAGGUAGAGAACGGCGCCAUCUCGGUGGACGGCGUCGACGUGCGCAGCGUGCCGCUGGCCAGACUGCGCGCGGGUAUCGCCGUCGUGAUGCAGGACGCCGUCAUGUUUUCGGGCGACCUCCGCUACAACCUCGACCCGGCGAGGGCGUGCACCGACGAGGCGCUCACGCGCGCCCUGCGGCGGGUGAGGCUGUGCGCCGAGGCGGACGACGCGGCCGAGAAGCUCAAGGAGGCGGUCGGCGAGGGCGGCGACAACUGGAGCGCCGGGCAGCGCCAGCUCAUCUGUCUGGCGCGCGCGAUUCUGCGCGGCGCCAAGGUGCUCGUCUGCGACGAGGCGACCUCGUCCAUCGACGCAGAGACAGACGGCGUCGUUCAAGGCGUGCUUCGCGAGCGGCGCGCGACGAUGCUCGUCAUCGCCCAUCGCCUCGAGACGAUCCUCGACUUGGACCGCGUGCUGCUCAUGGACGCGGGCGCCGUCGCCGAGGAGGGGCCGCCAGCAGAA